UAUCAAAACAACAUCAAUUAAGCUUAAUUUUUAUAAAAAUAUUUUAAAUGUUAUAAAAAAAACCCGUAAAAUGUCUGAACUUGCCCUAAACCUCGAAAAAGCAUGUAGAAUUUGUAUGCGAGACACUGUGCGACGAACAAAGUCAAUUUUCACCCGGAAUGAGGAACUAAACUUGACUCUAGCAGAAAUGAUUGGAGUUUGUUCAUCAAAUUCAGUAAUCGAAGCUGAUGGCAUUCCUCAACAAAUCUGCUCUGGUUGCGAGCAAGAUUUACGAAUUUCUUACAAUUUCCGAGUUCGUUGCGACGAUUCUUACAAAAAUUACCAAAAAUUAUUGCAAAAAAUGACAGAAACCCCGACAGAAUUUCCUGUGGAAAUCAAAGUUGAGGAGACAGAGACCAACAAAGCAUUGACGCCUCGCAUGAAAUACAAGCGAAAACUCGAGGACAUCAAAGAAGAAAUUGUAGAUUUUAACGAAGAGGAUUUCGGGGACGAUGAAAAUUACGAAAUUGAACAUUUAGCGAGUAGUGAAGAUGAGGAAGAGCAAGAAAAUAAAAAAGUUGAACUUUCGGACGAAGCAAAAGAAGUUCUUGCUACCAUCACACAAGAUCCCAGUUCGUUUGAAGCUCUCACCGACACCGAAAACAAUCGCAAAAUUUAUCAAUGCAAAACUUGCGGGAAACGAUUUUCGCGACAAACGCAUGUCAAGCGUCACAUGUUGACGCAUUCCAACAUCAAACCCUUCAAAUGUCAACAUUGCGAAAAAUCUUUUAGUCGUUCGGAUCAUUUGCAGAAACAUGCAGUCUUGCAUUCCGCAACGAGGACCUAUACUUGCGAAAUUUGUCCAAAUCGGUCCUUUACACGUCCGGAAUCGCUCAAAAAUCACAUGAAACGUCACACGAACGAGCCUGAAGUGAAAACUGAAAAAAAGUUUCCCUGCGAAAAAUGUUCCCGAAGUUUUAGUUCGCAAAAGUAUCUCGAGGCGCAUGUCGCGUCACAUGACACACCAAAGACUUUUAACUGCAAAUUCUGUCCGGAAGUGUUUGAGCAGCGGAAAGACUUGCAUGCCCACAAUAAAAUUCACAUCAACGAACGUCCUUUCCUCUGUUCCGAAUGCGGACAGCGUUUUCUGCGCAACGAUUAUCUCGUCAUCCAUAUGCGACGGCACAAGGGCGAAAAACCGUACAAAUGCAAAUUUUGCGAAAAAUGUUUCCCGCGAGCGACAGACCUUACGGUGCACGAGCGAUAUCACACGGAUGCCAAAACGCAUCUUUGCACGACGUGCGGCAAAGGAUUUCAUCGCGCCUAUAAUUUGUUGGUUCACAUGCGAGUUCACACAGGUGAAAAGCCCUACAAGUGUCCCCAUUGCGUGAAAUCCUUCGCACAAGGCAACGACCUCAAGGCGCACGUUCGACGUCACACCGGAGAGCGAUUUAAAUGUGAAAUUUGCAACAAAGGCUUCAUCCAGGGAUAUCACUUGACGAAUCACAAACGCGAUGUGCACGGCAUCGAUGAACGCUCGCACAUCCGAAGACUGGAAAAGUUCAAAUCGCAGUCCGCGCAACAAAUUCAGGUGCUUUUUGUGGCGCAACAGGAGCAACUUUCGGAGCUGAUGAGACAAAAAGCGGCGCUUGAAGCGUCAAUACGGCUAAAUGUCGAUUCGAAAUUGCAGGAAACGGACCAACAAAUUCAAGAAAUGAAAAUUCAACUUCUGGAGAUCGAAGAGCAACGUCAACGCAUUUUAUUGAACGAAGUGACCCAAGAACAGUAUGACUUGGCAAACGCUGCCAUUGCCGACGCCGAAGAGAGCGAAAAUGUCAUAAAACUCGAGAACGACAUGAUUGAAGUGAGCGUGGAGACGCAAGUAGAAACCACAUGA
Messenger RNA from Culicoides brevitarsis, 1876 nucleotides. RefSeq names its product zinc finger protein 436-like. The transcript has 4 exons. NCBI's taxonomy places the organism in Eukaryota, Metazoa, Arthropoda, Insecta, Diptera, Ceratopogonidae. Gene Ontology annotation, cellular component: nucleus. The record is from RefSeq and is a predicted model, not a curated record. Gene Ontology annotation, molecular function: zinc ion binding; RNA polymerase II cis-regulatory region sequence-specific DNA binding; DNA-binding transcription factor activity, RNA polymerase II-specific. The coding region runs from base 71 to 1876 and encodes 601 amino acids. Gene Ontology annotation, biological process: regulation of DNA-templated transcription.